AUGAAGACUAGUGAGGGCAAUGCCAUGGGAGAGAUGCAGGGGCCUUUCCCUCAGCAGGUCAUUGUGGGUGUCUUGGUGCCAGCUGACCAGGUGCAGAAUUGCUUCCAAGGGUCCUACCAGGCAGUACCAGCUCCCCCUGCCUUCUAUGGAAAGCCAGGGCAGUGCGUAUUUGUGCAGCAGCCACAGAUACAGGGUCAAGUUGGGCAACUUGGGCAGCUCCAGGUACCUUUGGUCUUCCAGCCACAGGUGCAGCCGGUUCUGCGGGUCUGCUGUGACAACAGCAGCCAGGGCAGUGGUCCGGUCACUCCAAGGCUCCAGGCUCCCACCCCAGAGACCCACUCAGAUGUAGAGAACGCGGAGAAUGCGGAGAGGGAUGGAGGCGAGGCAAUCGAGGUGGAGCGGCCCAGGCUAAGUACCAGUGCCGCCCGCCGGAUGAGGCGCAAGCGCGCCGCAGAGCGAGCUGCCCUUGCAGCAGAGCAGACGCGUGCAGCCCCGGUACUUGGGGAGAGGGCACCCGUCUCAGCUGGCCGCAUCCAGAAGGCCACCUACGACUCCAUCUUAGAUCGCAGUGAGACUCUCAGGUCUAAACUGGCCAGCGGAAUCGCUGACGAAGUUCAGGAAGCACUGGCCACCCUCCAGGGGCACGUGUGGCAGUUGGCGCAGCAUGCAACAGGCUGCCGGCUCGUACAGCUGGCUCUCGAGGUAGACCAGCACUCCGCCGCUCUUUUGACGCGGGAGUUGCACGGACACGUACAAGAAGCGGCCAUCUCUCCCCACGCAAACUACGUGAUCCAGAAGGUGAUUUCUACGUUGACGUUUGCCAACUCCAGCUUCGUUGUCAGGGAAUUGUUUGGUUCCUGCGGGCGUUUGGCCCGGCACCGAUACGCGUGCCGAAUCUUCUGCCGUCUCCUGGAGUUCUGCGGCUGCCGAGAUCUCACACUUCAGCUCAUGGACGAACUGAUGCUCGACACCGAGGACUUGUGCCGCCACAACUUUGGACAUCAUGUCGUGCAGUCCGUCCUGGAGCAUGGCCAUGAGAGGCACCGCAAGAUCGUGGCAAAAGUGCUCGGUAAAGAUCUCCUGGGCUUCGCGAAGCAUCGCAAUGCUAGCUACCUGGUGGAGAAAGCGAUGUGGUACUGUGCUCCGGAGGAUCAGGAGUGGCUCCUGAAACAGUUGGCUCGCACCGACGUGAUCGUCGAUCUGGCAAGGUCCCAGUUUGGGUGCUACGUAGCAAAGUCGCUCCUGCACGACGACAGGGUGGAUGCCCGGGAGGCACUGUCCAGGAUCCAGGCGUCCUCCAUUGAUUUGCAACGGACGCGGCACGGACAGCGUUUGUUGGCCGAGAUGGGCUUAGCAGACGACCCCACUUGCUGA
Molecule: messenger RNA, 1374 nt
Organism: Symbiodinium pilosum
Lineage: Eukaryota; Dinophyceae; Suessiales; Symbiodiniaceae
Source: the annotation of a GenBank genome assembly